Hypomesus transpacificus is the source of this 2156-nucleotide messenger RNA. RefSeq lists its product as uncharacterized. Gene Ontology annotation, cellular component: RNA polymerase III complex. The coding region runs from base 657 to 1835 and encodes 392 amino acids. NCBI's taxonomy places the organism in Eukaryota, Metazoa, Chordata, Actinopteri, Osmeriformes, Osmeridae. The transcript is spliced from 8 exons. Gene Ontology annotation, biological process: transcription by RNA polymerase III. Gene Ontology annotation, molecular function: DNA binding. The record is from RefSeq and is a predicted model, not a curated record.
AAUUGGAUUGUAUAUGGCAACAGAAAGGAAAACAAAAAGCUGACGGUACUUCUGUGAAGAACUGUCCACAUCGAAUAGCACAUCGAACAUUCGUGUUACAUCAAAUUGCAUGAUGCAAUGGAUGACUGUAAGCGGUAUUAAAUGUAAACCCGUGAUGCCUAAUUUGUUUGCGUGAUCAGGUAGGUUAUAAUAACAAAGCAGACUGUUCGUGAAUGAGAAAGUCACGUUCCGACGAUUAACAAUGUAACAUUUACCGCUCACUCUACUGAACACUCCGCUAUGCCGAUUCCCUUCUAAUGUUGCGUUAGGUUGGAUUUUAUGUAAUGGUUACUAAAAGGAUGUGCUUUCAAUUCUGACAAGACUGUCAAACGAUUACAGACAAGAUGGAGUCUGUAGGUUGAGUCGACUUCUUACGCUUUGUUGUGGGGAUAACCAAAUGCUACCUGCGUAGUUGAAUCAAAACAUAUAUUUACAGGCUCAGUAUGCGACGUGGUCAAGCUUAUAAAGAAACCGAAAGUGUAGACGUUGAAUCUCCCAUUUAUUGAAUUUGACCGUUGUUUAUAAGUCAACCAUUUUAAAGAUAUGCAGAAAACUAGACAACUAUACAACAACCUUCCGUAGAUCACUGAGGAAGUCAGGUUAACCAAGGAUGCAAGAUGACUGAUCCGAGUGAUGCCGCUGGUUCUCCGGGUACCAGCAACUGUCGGCCGAGUUUGGCUCAAGGAACAGCUGGGCUGGCCGUUAGAACACUGUCCUCUCCACCACCGCCCCCUGGAAGACUCGCCUCUCUACGUUCCAGGGAUCUGACUUUGGGCGGGUUUAAAAAGAAAACCUUCGUGCCCAAUGUGCAAGCUGUCAGGAAAAACAAAGAAGAAUUGAGAGAAGAAAGUAAUUUUGUCCCAAAGAAGGACAGAAGAGAGAGGGAAGAGAGGCACAGGGAGAACAGAGGGAAGAGGAGGGAGAGACCUGCAACCAUCCAGUCUACCUCUAUCUUUGAACAGGGUCCUGCUGAUACCAUACGCAAAACAGGGUGGAGGGCCAGAGACCUGGGUGACAGCGGAACGUCCCCUCUGGCUAAAUGCGUGAAGAAGGAGAAACAUGACUCAGAGGAGGAUGAGAUACUAAACAAACUUCAGCGGGACGAUUUUUUGGAUGAUCCUGGUUUGAAGAAUGAUGACAGCAAGAGGCCCAUCCAACUCCCAUUGUAUCAGUCUAGCAGCUUCCUGAAAACAGAUUCCCCUGCUACAUGUAUAACUGAUAAAGAGGAUAUGACCCCCGAGCCGGCUGUGUUCAAAGUUCCGACCUCCAGGCCCCCUAGGGUUCUCCAUGGAGGGGCUGAGGUGCCCAGGCCAGAGCAGCCCUCUGUGGCACAGCUCUUCCAGGACCUCAGCCUCUCAGAGAGGGAAGAGUUGCUCUUCAUCCAGUUGCCAGACACCAUCCCUGGUAGGCCCAACACGGCAGCUGCCUCUGAAAAACCUGUCAAGAAGGAUUCCAAAGCUGAGGACAAGCGCUCGGCACAAGGGAAAACGCACGAGGCAACAGUAAGGGAGAGUGUGCCUGUCCUGUCUGACUUCUCAGAGGGGUUUAUGGGUAAACUGCAGAUCAGGAAAUCUGGGAAGGUUCAGCUGGUGCUGGGUGACAUCACAAUGGAUGUGUCUGAGGGUGCAGCCUUCUCUUUCCUACAGCAACUGGCGUCGGUGCGCAUUUCGGAGGGUCUGGCAGGGGACAUGUGUGUGUUGGGGAACGUCCAUCACAAGCUGGUGUGUUCUCCUGACUUUGAAGCUCUUCUGCAGGGGGUUCAACCCAGCAAACACAAACCAUCGUUACCUUUCUGACUCGUAGUCCUUUUUGUUUUUAUCUGCACUGUGUAUUUGUGUGAAGGUUUUUGAAUAUUGUACAGCAUUUUUCUAUUACCAUGUUGCAAAAACAUGCCUAUUUAUACGUGUUUUUUUAGAAAUGUUUUUAAAUGUUUAUUGCAAAAAAGACAUGAUACAAAACUGCCUAUUUAUGCAGGCAACUAAUACAAAAUAUAUUCUAAAAGUAACUUAUACAGUUAGUGAUAGUUUGGAUGUUUUCAAUUGGAAACUAGCUCAUCUUAUUGAAAUGACAACUGCUUUAUUACAGUAACAAUAAAGCAUUUCAUACAGAGCAUGGUG